UUCCGCCCCCUUUUCAUUUCAACACAGUUUUUCCUUUUGUCAUUUCAUGAAGCGUCACAAUCAGAACAGCUGCGGGUUGCACUUUUAAAUAAACAUCACAACAAUACCACACAGACAGGUCUAGGUGAGCUAUUCGCUGAAGGUCGCGGAUUGUUUUCUCAUCGCCAUUUUCAGCCGUCAGAAACACCUCGGUGUAAUAAUGGACACAGACUACUCGUCCGGCUUGGAAAACCCUCUGUACAGCGAGCUGAAAUAUUUCUGCAGGAAGAUACAGGAGGCCUACAACGUGCUGAAGGAGGAUUUAACACCUUACCGUGAUGAUCGCUUUUACAGGCUGGCCCCCAUGCGGCUCUACACCUUGUCUAAAAGACAUUUUGUCCUGGUCUUUGUGGUGUUCCUGAUAUGCUUUGGCCUCACAGUGUUCAUUGGGAUUGCAGGUCCAAAGAUUCUUGCUGAGCAGGAGCACAAUGAUGAUCAGUUAGUGGCCAAAAAUGUUUCAGUAAAGACUGGGCCUUUUAAUCUGGUUUCUCCACCUCUCACCACCUAUAACCAGCAGCUGUGGCUCACCUGUGUGAUGCAGACUGGAAACAGCAACAUGAAAGACUUCAAGCAGCCCUUUGAGAUCAACGUGAAUCUUAAAGGAGUGAUGCAGGACGCCAGUGUGAUGCACAUCAAGACUGUGCAGCAGAAAUCACGGACGCUGCACUGUGGAGCUAAAUGUGAGGAGAUCAUUGUGCUGCAUCUGGGUUACCUGAACUACACUCAGUACCAGGUUGCAGUCAGCUUCAAAGGCCUUGAAAACGUCUCCUAUGAAAUCAAGGUUGCAUUUGUGUGGAAAACAUACAAUCCAACCUUCUCUCAAGUGGAAAUCUGGUUCCGGUUUGUCUUUGUGGUUUUAACAUUCAUGGUAACGUGUAUGUUUGCACAUUCUCUGAGGAAGUUCUCCAUGAGGGAUUGGGGCAUUGAGCAGAAGUGGAUGUCUGUUCUGCUCCCUUUGUUGCUGCUCUAUAAUAAUCCGUUCUUCCCGCUGUCGUUCCUGGUAAACAGUUGGUUUCCAGGGACCUUAGAUACUUUUUUCCAGGCUCUCUUCCUGUGCGCUCUGCUCCUUUUCUGGCUCUGUGUCUACCACGGCAUUAGAGUUCAAGGCGAGAGGAAAUUCCUCACCUUCUACCUGCCCAAGUUGAUCAUCGUAGGUCUGCUGUGGCUCUCCGCCGUCAUGCUUGGUAUCUGGCAGACGGUUAAUGAGCUCCAGGAUCCCACCUAUUUUUACAAAGUGGAUAUUGCAAACUUCCAGGGCAUGAAGGUGUUCUUCCUGAUUGUUGUUGCCUUCUACAUCCUCUACCUGAUAUUCCUGAUUGUCCGAGCUUGUUCUGAAUUAAAGAACAUGCCUUACUCUGAUCUUCGGCUUAAGUUUUUGACAGCGCUUACGUUUGUAGUCCUCAUUAUAAGCAUGGUCAUUCUGUACCUGAGGUUUGGUGCUAAGGCUCUUCAAGAUAAUUUUGUGGCUGAAUUAUCCACUCAUUAUCAGAACUCAGCUGAAUUUUUAUCCUUCUAUGGACUGCUCAACUUUUAUUUGUACACUUUAGCAUUUGUGUACUCUCCCUCGAAAAAUGCCCUGUAUGACUCGCAGCUGAAGGAUAACCCCGCCUUCUCCAUGCUGAAUGACUCGGAUGACGAAGUCAUUUACGGGAGCGAUUAUGAGGACAUGCCUUUACAGAAUGGACGCGCUAACAAAGUAACAACGAAGUACCAGGACGACAGCGACAGCGACUGAUGCAUCCGUUGGCAGGUCACUUCUCUGGUCUCUUCAGGGUCGGAAACACAGAGCAGGUUAUCGUUUGUGUGUGCAAACAAGAUGCAUCUGCACAUGUAAAGUAAAGAAAAAUACUCUGUACAUAAAUAUAUUUUUAAAAGAAGAUUAAUUGCAUCUCUACUGAAUGUACUGUACUUUUGAAAAGAGAGUUAACCGCUCACAGAAAGGUAACAAAUGUAAAAUAUCAGUUUUUACUGGUAUUUAAACACUUUUCUCUUCAUAUGUGGCUCUUCUUUGCAUCCUGAUUAUUUGAAACAAACAGGAAAUGUGCCACUAUGAGUUGGAAGUUGAGUGGAAACAUUUUAAAGCUUUAUGUUAAACCACUGUUGUCUGUCAGACCACUUUAUAUCAUUCCUUUCUGCUCUUUGACGCUCGGAGAAUAGGAAACCACUGAAAGAUGAGGCUCAGUUUAGAUGGGAAGUGAAAUAUGCUUCUGGGAAUCCAUUCAUACCACCUGUUUAUCCUCAGAUAAAGAGGAUGUUAAACUACAUUAAGAGCCUUAAUUUCAACAGGAACCACUCCUCUUACCACCUUUGAAAAGCAGUUGUAAAUGUGCACAUUUCCGAAGUUUUAUUUAUUUUGCCAAAAAGCGAUUUGAUGCUGUUGAAAGUUGAUUUUGACGGGUGUGUUGGCAUGAGUUGGGGGAAUUUUCUCCUAACUCACUUAGAAUACAUCUACCAACCAGCUAGUUAGUCAAAUCUUAUCCCAGCAAAUACAGAACAGAUCAAUGGCCAAAGAUUUUUGCCUUUGUUAAACUUUUCAUUCAGAACUUUACCUAUAUUGCCAAUGAUCUACUUGCUGCCCCUUUCUGGUUCAAGAGUCAGGAGCUUAUGGACAAAAACAGCCAACGAAAAUGUAUUUCUGUUCAAAACAGAUGUGUUUUAAUCAAGAUGGUGCCUUGUCUUCACUCCUUGUCCCUUCAAAUGGGCUCCAAUGUCAGAUCUUUAGAUGUAAAUAUGUUGAAUUCAUUGUAAAUGUUGCUUAUGUUAGCUAAACCUGGUUGUUUUUGAGAUGUUAAUUGUUUCUUCCUCAGUUUAAGGCUGUACAUGUGGCGGUUUCAUGUGAUGUACAAAUAAAGCAAAGUGGAUACACA
Girardinichthys multiradiatus is the source of this 2906-nucleotide messenger RNA. It is a transcript of the gene tmem181, whose product is annotated as transmembrane protein 181. The record is from RefSeq and is a predicted model, not a curated record. NCBI's taxonomy places the organism in Eukaryota, Metazoa, Chordata, Actinopteri, Cyprinodontiformes, Goodeidae. Gene Ontology annotation, molecular function: toxic substance binding. Bases 200 to 1774 code for a protein of 524 amino acids. The transcript has 17 exons.